AUGCCAAAAGCUCUCGUUAUUGAAAAAGUUGAGGGCAAACCCGGCAAAGUCUAUUACCCUCUCAAGAUCAUCGACCAGCCAACGGCGCAACCGAAACCCAACCAAGUCGUCGUGAAAAUCACCGCCGCAGCGCUGAACCACCGCGACUUAUUCAUCCGCCAGGCUCUCUACGGCGCAAUCGCAUUCGGAGUCCCACUACUCGCUGAUGGCGUUGGAAUUGUAGUCCGAACCGGCGAUUCUGCCGAAGCGAAGAAAUGGGCUGGCAAGCGGGUCAUUUUGAACCCGGGUGCAGGGUGGAAGGAUGAUGUCGAGGGCCCUGAGGAAGCGUAUUCCAUUCUCGGUGGUACGAAGUUAAAUCCUCUGGGCACGGCGGCCGAGGAAGUCUGCAUUGAUGCUGCGGAGCUGGAAGAGGCUCCGGCGCAUUUGUUCGAUGCUGAAGCUGCUGCUCUGCCGCUGGCCGGGUUGACAGCGUGGCGGGCUUUGGUUACAAAGUCUGGAAAUGCGAAGGCUGGAAGGAAUAUUCUCAUCACCGGCAUUGGCGGUGGCGUUGCGGUUUUGGUGUUGCUGUAUGCGGUGGCGAUUGGUGCGAAUGUCUAUGUCACCAGCAGUAGCGCUGAGAAGAUCGCAAAAGCGAAAGAACUUGGAGCUAAAGGUGGCGUCAAUUAUAAAGAGAAAGGAUGGGAGAAGCAGCUACAGGAAUUGCUUCCAAAGGACCGCAAGAAGCUCGAUGCCAUCAUUGACGGUGCAGCGGGUGAGGUGGUUGCUCAGGGUGUGAAAUUGCUCAAGAACGGGGGUGUCAUCUCACAAUAUGGUAUGACCGUAUCACCGAAGAUGAACUGGAGCAUGCCCGCAGUCCUCAAGAACAUUGAACUACGAGGUUCGACGAUGGGUUCCCGCAAGGAGUUUGCGGAGUUAGUGCGAUUCGUCAACGAGCACAAGCUUCGACCUCUGGUCUCACGGUCGGUCAAGGGCAUCGAAAACUUGGCUGAAAUCAACGGUCUGUUCGAGGAUAUGAAGAAUGGAAGCCAGCUCGGGAAAUUGGUGAUUGAGUUGGCGGACGCGAGCUCGGUGAAGAGCAAAUUGUAG
Molecule: messenger RNA, 1086 nt
Organism: Dissoconium aciculare CBS 342.82
Lineage: Eukaryota; Fungi; Ascomycota; Dothideomycetes; Mycosphaerellales; Dissoconiaceae
Product: NAD(P)-binding protein
Exons: 2
Coding region: 1-1086 (361 amino acids)
Molecular function (GO): oxidoreductase activity
Source: RefSeq, a predicted model, not a curated record